This is a messenger RNA of Carassius carassius (crucian carp), 1290 nucleotides long. It is a transcript of the gene tmem101, whose product is annotated as transmembrane protein 101. The coding region runs from base 54 to 821 and encodes 255 amino acids. The record is from RefSeq and is a predicted model, not a curated record. Gene Ontology annotation, biological process: positive regulation of canonical NF-kappaB signal transduction. Lineage: Eukaryota; Metazoa; Chordata; Actinopteri; Cypriniformes; Cyprinidae. The transcript is spliced from 4 exons.
UUCAUUCACGAUCCCUAGGAAGGAGAUGAUACUUACUUCCGCCAUCCUGAGCCAUGGCUGCUGCAACUCGCAAAAAAGCGCUGAGAUUUUUCUCUCAGUUCGGAGCUUUUAUCCUGACUCGGUUCGGCUUCUGGAACUGCUUCUGCAUGUUGAUGCUGUUCGCGGAGCGAGCGGAUGUGAAACGGAAGCCAGACAUCCAGGUGCCUUACCUGUAUUUAGAUUUAGGGGCUGCAGUGUUGUGUGCCAGCUUCAUGUCGUUUGGGGUGAAGAGAAGAUGGUUUGCUCUGGCCGCUGCCAUUCAUCUGGCCCUCAGCACAUACGUGUCUUAUGUUGGCGGACAGGUCCAUUAUGCAGACUGGCUGAAGGUGAGGAUGUACUCCAGAGCCAUGGCCAUCAUUGGAGGCUUUCUGGUGCUGGCCAGUGGAGCAGGAGAGGUUUACAGACAGAAACCUCGCACACGCUCGCUGCAGUCCACCGGACAGGUCUUCCUGGGGAUCUACUUGAUAUGCAUGGUUUACUCGCUACAGCACAGUAAGGAAGACCGGCUGGCCUACCUGGACCACAUUCCUGGAGGUGAGAUCACGGUCCAGCUCCUGGUGCUUGUGUUUGGGGUGCUAGCGCUCUCUUACCUCUCGGGCUACUACGUGCGAGUGGCAUCCCAGAUCCUAGCCGUUCUGUUACCUUUGGUUGUGCUGUUCAUUGACGGUAACAUCGGUUAUUGGCACCGCACCUGCCACGUGGAGUUCUGGAACCAGAUCAAGCUCAUCGGGCAGAACGUCGGCAUCUUCGGAGCGGUGCUUAUUCUCGCCACAGACAGCUAAAGAUACAGGGAUAUGACAACAGCUCUGUACGGGCAGUGCUUCAGACAAGCAUGUGUCUCAUGGGAACCUUUGCUGAAGAUAAAGAGGAUAAUGUUCUGAAACUGACAGAGGUGAAGGUAUCGAGGAUACAGUUCCCAGCUUGCUCUGGAAUCUGCAAGCACCAAGUCUUCAAAAGACUGUUUACAUUACGUUUGUUUCCAUUUUUAAUGCAUUAUUUAAAGAUUAAGAACGUCUAGGAGUCCUAAAUGUUAAAAUUAAAGUUGAAUGGUGAAUUAAGGGUAGUUUAGAAACACAUUUUUGUCAGUUUUGAUGUUCUUAAACUAUAUAGUAAUGUGGGAUUUUUUUCCCCCCAUGUUACCGACAUUUAAAAUGCCAUUGCAGCUUUUGCUGCUUGUAUUUAGUUUGCAUUCCUUUUAUGCCUUCUAUAAGAGCAUCACUAUUAAAAAUGUUUUGUAAGGAACCUACAAAA